This is a messenger RNA of Tarenaya hassleriana, 635 nucleotides long. RefSeq lists its product as uncharacterized. The record is from RefSeq and is a predicted model, not a curated record. The coding region runs from base 26 to 634 and encodes 202 amino acids. NCBI's taxonomy places the organism in Eukaryota, Viridiplantae, Streptophyta, Magnoliopsida, Brassicales, Cleomaceae. The transcript has 3 exons.
GUGAUCGUUGGAGUUCUCUUACAAGAUGGAUUUAUUAAGAGGUGUGGCACAAGAAGGCGACUCUGAGAAGACUACUUGCAGUGAUCUCAAUGGUGGGGUCGGUCAAUCAAGAAACUUGCCAUUGAAUUACAUUCCCAUUGGUAACCCCGAAGAAGAGGAGGGAUACUCUCUGCCAACGGUAGGAGAAAACGUUAACGAUCCAAGACCAUGGAGUGGGUUCUUGUCUGAUCCGAGCAUGAACUACCCUUUGUUUUCGGGUGGAUUGUAUUACCAACUGCCCUUUCCAGUGGUGGGUUUCCCAUUGGUGAGUUGUUCACCACCAUCAUCAUCACCAUCAUCUCUGAUGGGAUCCUCCUCCAAGGAUCCUACUCCAAGGAGCCCCCUUCAAACCAAGUCACCAGAUCAGAAAGCUGGUAAGAAGAGGCCAUAUCCAUUCUUCGACUCAGUCAUAUCAGAUUCCAAAGAGGCAAAACGGAUGCACAGGUCAGGUCCAGACAGUGGUUUGGUUUUGUUUGGUUUGGACAAUGUGGCUGAAAUACACAAGUUCGGUUUUUGCUAUGAAGUCAUAAGCUUUAACUUCUCUGUUGCAGAGACGGUGUUUCGAGCUCAACUUCAGCUUCAGAAUCGAAUGUAAA